Molecule: messenger RNA, 852 nt
Organism: Cladophialophora yegresii CBS 114405
Lineage: Eukaryota; Fungi; Ascomycota; Eurotiomycetes; Chaetothyriales; Herpotrichiellaceae
Exons: 3
Coding region: 1-852 (283 amino acids)
Source: RefSeq, a predicted model, not a curated record
AUGGCCAACUAUCCGGUGGGCCUAUGGCCUGUCGAGGAAGAGGUGCUGGACACGCGGGACGCAGUGGAAGAGAGCCCCACGUACGGAGAGCUCGACGUCGAAGACGUCAUUGUUUGGGUCCAGUCUAGCCAGGCGCUCCCAUUCUCGGAAGGCCAUGGCCACGAUCCAGUUGUAGCAUCGACGUGCAAGGAGCUUGAACUCGACGAGGAGGUUGAAGAUGGAGCCCUUGUCCAGUCCAGCCAAGCGCUGCCAUUCUCCGAAGGCCAGGCAGAGCUAGUCGGUCUGUGGGUUACUGAAGUUGUGCUCGGGCUUGUCACGGCCGUUGUCGUAGGGUCGACGAGUAAGCUAGACGCUGAUGCUGAGGUUGAUGAUGAUACUCGAGUCCAGUCCAACCAGGCGCUGCCGCUCUCCGAUGGCCAUGCAAAGCUGGUAGGUCGAAUGCCUAGUGAAGUGGUCGAGCUUGUUGAGCUCGUAAUUGCCGGCUUCGAGUCUAGUAAGCUUGAUACCGUUGAAGAGGUCGAGGAUGCUUCUCGGGUCCAAUCGAGCCAAGCGCUGCCAUUCUCAGAGGGCCAGGCAAAGCUGGUGGGUCUGUACACAAUGGAGGAAGUCGAGGUCGCUGCAACAGAAGAGGUCGUUGUAAUAUCGUGUAUCAAGACAGAGCUAGUGGUCGAUGAUGAAGUCAAACUCCAGUCCAACCACGCACUGCCGUUCUCCGACGGCCAAACAGACCAAGCAAAUUUCGUGGUCCGUGAGGAGGUGGGCAGAGACGUAGACGUGGUCAGUGCAUCGUCUGGCACAGAAUUCAAAGUUGAAGAUGUUGUCGUUGCUACAUUAACAGGCCUGGAGGGAUAG